Messenger RNA from Gambusia affinis (western mosquitofish), 9668 nucleotides. Its product is annotated as protein turtle homolog B-like. Lineage: Eukaryota; Metazoa; Chordata; Actinopteri; Cyprinodontiformes; Poeciliidae. The transcript is spliced from 21 exons. The coding region runs from base 218 to 4594 and encodes 1458 amino acids. The record is from RefSeq and is a predicted model, not a curated record. Gene Ontology annotation, cellular component: neuron projection. Gene Ontology annotation, molecular function: protein binding.
UUGGCGCAGGUGAUCUGUCUCAGGAUGCGCGAGGAGAGCGGAGAAGAGGGGAAGAGAGAGGGGAAACCGCCGAUGGUGAAGGGUCCAGGGCUCCGUUAACGGGGAAACAAGGAUACCGGCCCAUCUCCGUUUGUCCUGGGCAGCUGGGCAAUGACAGACUCACCGAACGGGGGACUUUGAGAUAUGAUGAGGCUUUUUUCUGGUUGGUUAUAGUACUAUGAUUUGGUAUGUGGCCACUUUGAUAGCAAGUGUAUUCAGCACCCGAGGAACGGCCGCUCAAGGUGCCCACGGAGUGCGAGAGGAGCCCCAGUUUGUGACGGCACGCGCAGGAGAGAGCGUCAUCUUGGGAUGCGACGUGCCUCACCCGCUGAACGGAAAGCCCUAUGUGGUGGAGUGGUUCAAGUAUGGAAUGCCAAUCCCUUUCUUCAUCAACUUUCGCUUCUAUCCUCCUCAUGUGGACCCAGAAUAUGCCGGUCGGGCCCGUCUGCACGGCAAGUCGUCCCUGCAGAUAGAGAACGUGCGUUCGGACGACCAAGGCUGGUAUGAGUGUAAAGUGCUCAUGCUGGAGCAGCAGUAUGACACCUUCCACAACGGCAGCUGGGUGCAUCUAACUGUCAACGCCCCUCCCACAUUCACAGACACACCACCUCAGUAUGUCGAGGCCAAGGAACGGGGGAGCAUCACGUUGAGCUGCACGGCGUUCGGCAACCCAAAACCCUCUGUCAGCUGGCUGCGAGAAGGCAGACUUCUGAUCAGCAGUGCCAAGUACAAGGUGUCUGAUGGGAAUUUAACGGUGCUAUCCAUCACCCGGGAAGAUCGCGGGGCCUACACGUGCCGAGCCUUUAGCUCCCAGGGAGAGGCCAUUCACACAACAAGGCUGCUAGUUCAAGGCGCUCCGUUUAUUAUAUCACCGCCAGAGAACAUAACGGUGAACAUCUCGCAGGAUGCCUUCUUCACCUGCCAGGCGGAGGCCUAUCCUCGCAACUUGACAUACACCUGGUUCUGGGAGGAGGACAACGUCUUCUUCAAGAAUGACCUCAAGCGGAGAGUCAGUAUUCUCAUUGAUGGUUCCCUCAUCAUUGUGCAAGUCAAGCCGGAGGAUACUGGGAGAUACACCUGUUCCCCCAGCAACAGCCUAGGCACACCACCGUCUGCCUCUGCCUACCUAGCAGUGCAAUAUCCUGCCCGUGUGGUAAACAUGCCAUCUGUCAUUUAUGUGGCCAUUGGUCUCCCAGGCUUCAUUCGCUGCCCAGUAGAUGCCAACCCCCCUCUAAUUCUGGUUAAGUGGAAAAAAGACGGUCUCCCUCUACGGAUAGACAAGUACCCUGGUUGGAGCCAGAUGGAUGAUGGGAGCAUCCGUGUUGCAGAGGUGACAGAGGAUUCUCUUGGCACCUACACCUGCAUGCCUUACAAUUCCCUGGGAUCCAUGGGAUGGUCUCCUCCUGCUCCCCUGGUGCUAAAGGACCCUCCAAAAUUCUCUGUGGUUCCUGGAGGGGAGUACAGGCAGGAGGCUGGAAGGGAACUUGUCAUCCCAUGUGAAGCAGAAGGAGAUCCUUUUCCGAAUAUCACAUGGAGGAAGGUAGGGAAGCCCAGUAAAAGCAAGCACAAUGUUCUGCCUCGGGGCAGCUUACAGCUGAGGUCGCUCACAAAGGAUGACCACGGGGAGUGGGAGUGUGUCGCCACCAACGUUGCCACAAGCAUCACUGCCAGCACGCAUGUCCAAGUCAUAGGCACAAGCCCCCACGCCCCCACAAGCGUCCGCGUCGUAACCUCCUCCACCUGGGCCAACAUGUCCUGGGAGGCUAGCUACGACGGAGGCUUCCAGCAGACAUACUCAGUCUGGGUUACGUUCAGAGCAGUUGUAAGACCGCAGAAAUGGGGAAAGUACAAGGAAAUCCAGUUUCAGCUGAAGAGGGAGCGUUUAGGUCCACACGACUGGGUUUCCAUACCAGUACCUGGAGGCCAGGACUGGAUGGUGGUGCCGGGCUUGGAGCCAGAGACAACGUACCAGUUUAGUGUCCUGGCCCAAAAUAAGCUUGGCACAGGCCCCUUCAGCGAGGUCGUCACUGUGAACACUCUAGUAUUUCCUACAAGUACCCCUGAACCAUUGGUGCUGCUUACCCCACCACGGUGCCUCACAGCCAAUCGCACGCAGCAGGGAGUCCUGCUCACCUGGAUCCCACCUGCCAAUCACACAGCACCUGUCCAGCAUUAUGUAAUGGAGUUCCGUCUGGGGGAACGAUGGGAGAUCUUGGAUGACAGCAUUCCUGCAGGAGAGUUGGAGCUGCUCGCCCGAGACCUUAUCCAGGAGGCCUGGUACGAGUUUCGCGUCACGGCCGUCAUGGACGACAUGGUCAGCGAGCCCAGUAACGUCGUGGGAGUGUCCAGCACAGAUUUCUUCCCCCCUCCAGAGAUGGUGGAGGAGCGUGGACUGACGCGGCCUGUGGUGGCUGGCAUCGUGGCCACCAUCUGCUUCCUGGCUGCAGCCGUCCUCUUCAGUACAAUGGCUGCCUGCUUUGUCAACAAGCAGCGCCGGAAGAAACUCAAGAAGAAAAAAGAUCCCCCUCUGUCCAUAACCCACCUCAGAAAAAGCAUGCAAACACCGUCAUCUUCAGGAAAGGUGAGUCCGGAGAGCAUACGUUCAAAGGCAUCUCCAUCAGAGUCGUCUGAAGAGAGUCAUGACCAGCGUGGAAGGAAACCUCCUCCCAGUCCAGGAAGGAAAGAAGAGUUAUCCUUAUACAAGAAGACCAAAAGAGCAAUAACAAGCAAGAGGUACAUGUCCAAGCAUGAAGCUGAACCAACAACACCUAUUGAACUUAUCAGUCGAGGCCCAGAUGGACGAUUUGUCAUCGAUCCCACUGAUGCAGUGUCAAUCAAGCCCCGCCGUAUCGAGGGCUUCCCCUUUGUGGAAGAAUCAGACCUUUACCCAGAAUUUCGGCAAUCGGAUGAAGAGAAUGACGAUCCCAGGCCUCUUCCACCAGUUAUGGCACCGCUUCGGCCUCACCAGAUUUCCCCAAUCUCCAGUCAGGAAUCUUACCUCCAGCCUCCAGCCUACAGUCCUCGUUUUCACAGGCCUUUUGAAGGUAUGACCAUCAUGGAGAGCAGUCAACUCCAUGCCACGAGACAGAUCCGAGGCGCUCUCCACCAUAGAGCUUUCUAUGGCUAUCUGGGACCACCCGGAGAUCAUGAUCCCCCACCUCCUUUCUACAUGCCUGAUACCAGCCCUCUGAGGUCGGUCAUGUCCUCUCCCCCAUACUUUGCUGAGGGUCCUUUUGCACACCACAUGAUUCCUGAAGAAAUCGGAGAGGGUGAAUUUCCACAAUACGCUGUGUCCGGCUUCCCACUCCCUCUGACACUGACCUCUUCUUCUCAUUCACCAGAGAUUUGGCAGGGACUAGAUUUUACCUUUUCAAGUCUGGAGGGGCCUCAAUUUAUAUUCCCCCCACACCACCCGCUGCAUACUCGCCAUGAUCCUCCCUAUGCCUCUCCACCUCAUGUUCUUCCCCUUAGCGCUUUCCAGCAUUCUUCUCUUCCAAUGCCUACCUAUCCAACGGUCCUGCCACUUGAGGCCCCAAGUGGCAGGACGUCAAAGAGUCAUAAAAGCAAGUCUCCCAGCAAGGCCAGGCCUCAUGGCUCCCCAGCCAGGCAUUUAGCUAUGCAAGAGGCACAUUUAGGGCAGCUAAGACCUUCAGGCCAUAGUAUGGGUGUGCCAGUUUUGUCUUAUACUGAUCCAAUGGCUCAUAUCGUCCCCAGCACAUUCAGUAAUCUGGAUACACGAUGGUUUGAAACCACCCCCCGUUUUAGUCCCAGACAGACUCGUAGGAUGGAUUCUGGUUUGCAUCAGGUGGUUCUUCAACCCUCUCGACUUUCACCCCUUACCCAAAGCCCCCUUAGCUCUCAAGAGGGCUCCCCAGAGAUUGUAGUGCGCCCACGCCCACGUCCAAGCAUUGUGCAGCCUCCCAUACCCCCAGGGAUGUCAGAGAUUACCCUGCUUCCACCGUCCACAGCCAGCUUUUCAAGGAGAUCAUCCCCAUCCUCAUCACCUGCUCAUGGUCAGGGUAGCAGGAGAACAAGCCCCAGCUACCGUUCCCACAUGGCUUUUGCCACCGCUGCAACCAGUUACCCAGCUUCCCACUCCCCAUCGCCCCCCAUGGAAAGCAGCAGCAUAUUUGGGCAAAUGCCAGCUCAUAGGAGGACUGAGGAGGAGAUCCUUCCAUCUGAGCCCUCUCCACCCCAGUUGUCAGCUUCAGGAAAACGUCGAGGUGCGUCGAGAGCCCAUUUGGGGUUUGAGAGGAGUGAUGCACUGAGAUACCAGCGUGUUAGAAAGGCCAAGAAGAUGACGAUGAACAACAACAACUCAAAGACCAGAAAGAAAGCAGGUGUCUCCACCUCUCAGACCCAGCAGGCCAACACCUCUCAGGUACUCCAGCCCGAAGAAGCGCUCUACCUCUGCAAGAAGAAGAAACGGCCCAUUCUUCAUGAUCCGUAUGCUCGCUUUUCUGCUCUGCUGUACCGCCGUCCACCGCGGGAGGACCAGAAGGCCAUUUUAGCAAGCAUGGACAACAUGGACCUAGACCAUGCCACCUUCCUCUGAAAGGCCCCCGGGGAUGAGAUCACAACCAGGGACAGGCUCCCAUUACCAUUCCAUCAAUACACUGCAGUAGCUGCGUUCCAGCUAGACAAGACAGCAAAGUCAGUGGAAUGUCUUUAUUUCCAUUAUCUACAAAAUGGAGACAACAGUACAUGUCAGAGUACAGAUUUAGUGCAAUCUGUAGGUUCACACUUGUUUUAUUGAAUUUGCAUUUAUCAUUGGAUUGCUGUUGACAAUAACCUAGAGUACUCUAGGGUGUAAACUGAACAGAGACUUCUAAAUUAAACAUUUUCUAGUAAAAAAAAAAAGAAAAAUUAUAUUCUAGUACAAAUCAGUUUGUCUCGGUUUACUUUAACUAAGAGUAGAAUGGAAGAGAAUCUAGAGUGAUCUCCCAGAUUGGAGUUGUAGCUGUAAGAUAGUUCCUGUGGAAAAAAGUCUGGACGAUUUGUUAAAAACUGUACCGCUAGGGACGCGCCGAGGCACAAACAUAUUCUGCAUCAUUUUAAAUCAGCUAGCACAUCCUUCUGAAAGUAACUUUACUGAUUUUGAGAUUCCAAUUGAGCAUUUACUCCAGUGCAAAAGUCAAAAUCUUACAAACAAGUGGCGGGACUUUAUCUCUCAACACUGUUUUCCCCAAAGUUGUUCCAGAGUCCCCUUUGUUCCGUUGUCCAUUGGAGAGUCUAAAUGAUUCAUGCUAAGCUGAGCUGGGUCUGUUUCCUGCUGACUCCAGUCUCCCUCCCACAUCUCCGUUUACAGGUCCUUCUAAUGAAUUCUCUGCCUCACAUAUAAGGAUGAUCUUACUUCCUACCAACUUUACCUCAGAGCACACGAGACCACAGAGCCACUGGAGUCAACCAGCUCAGCUCUUUGACUUCUCCUGUCUGAAUAAGAAACACUCUUUCUUCACUCCUGCAAUGCUGAAAAUGUACAUUUCCUCUGUUUUUAAAGGGGCCAUAUAUUUCCUGUUCAGCUAAUCUACGUCAGAAAAUGCCGAAGCUAACCAGAAGCUGACAUAUUCUCAGCUUUUCUGCUCUGCUGUAAAUAAUCAGGACAAGAACUUUCUUGUUUUAGGAAUGUCAAAGAAGCAGAAAAAAAACAAAAAAAAAACAACAUUUAACUUAUUUCCUCGCUCUAAACUACACUCUUUAUUUGUUAUAAUCCAGUCCAUUGGGAUGCAUUCGAAAGCCAAAUCAGAUGUGGAGACAUGGCAUUUUCAACCAUCACGAUAGAAGUCGUUACGUUUAGUAGGAAGUCGUAUACAUGCUUCGUUUACAAGAGCUUCUUCUUAAACAAGUGCAACUUUUGUCGGACAGCUCUUUGCACUGGAGCAAAAUCUUAUCAGUUCCAUUACAUUUGCUUUUUCCAUUUCUUGCGCCACUGAGGGCUCCAAAUUCUGUUGAGAAACUCUUUGCCAAAAGUUUUAUUUAAAAUCUGAGUAGACAUUGGAGGAUAGGAUUUUGUAAUUUGGUAUAUCAGUGUAAACAUAAACAACACACUGUUUUCUUUGGCCUGAGAAAUACCUUUUUGCCUGUUUUACUUAGUAGUGUGUUUUUUGUUUUUGUUUUUUUUUUAAAUUGUGCUCUUUUUUUCUUCUUCUUAUGUGAGUCGAUCUGUGUUCAGAGAAAAGCAGAUCUCAUUUAAGGUAAAACAAAGUGAGCCAAAAGGUGUGUUUAGCUGCAUUUUCCACUGGCACUAGCAGCGCUUUAUUGCUUAUCUCUGUCUGCGUUUUGUGUAAGACUGCAUGAGAAUAAGGACACUCAAAGAGGACUUUCCAUUUACAACAAGGUGCCAUAACUGUAUCAACUGCAUCCUACUCUGCACAUUCUGCUGCUUCAUGGUACUAACAGUGGACGCGUGCAGCAACAAUUAGCCUGACAUUGUCUUUUUUUCUUUUUUCAACCUCAACGGUGCUCAGUUUCUUUGAUUUGUGCAAGUACUUUAAAAUCUAUGGGGACAUUUGUUGUGAAAAUGUCUCAUGUUGGAUAUGCAUUUUAUUAGAUUUUUUGUGUGAUCUUAAGCUGCUGGUCCUGCAAAGCCUUCAGACGUUUGUCAUAUCUCUGUUGUUUUGAUUUAUUUCGUCUGGUUAAUGUAUUUCCACAGUACAUGCAGACAGGAGCGCUAACCAUGGGCUAAUUGGGAAAAUAUAUAUUUUUUAAAAAGUAUAGUGAAAAUAUAUUACAAACGUUCAUUUAAAUUUUCAUCAAACUAACAAUAUAACUGUUGGUGCGAAGCCUCUGCAAAGCAGAUGAUCAAACAAGAUGCACAGGUUUCAGGUCACGUCUAAAUAAAUUAGAAUGUCCUGGUGUCACAAAGAGUGAUAUAUUUCUAUUAGUUGAAAUAAUUAUGGCUUAAAGCAAAUGAAAAUCCAAAUAUAUUGAAUUUAACAAAAAUGACAAAGAGGAGUUGUUCUAAACCAGACUCUGGACGGGGGAGAAUCUGCUGCUAAACAGAUCUGCAAAAGGAAAAUAAGCUGUGAUUGUUAAAAACCGACAGCGUGGAGCUGGUUAUCUCCAGGAAGUGCAGCUGAUGACCACAGAGCAGUGACACACAACAGCUGUCACAAACUGGUUUUGUUGGCGGACACUAAACAAUGGAAAGUCAGAUCGGUACAUCCCUUCCAAAGACGGGUAGACCCCUGAAGUUCAUUGGUGUAUUGCUGAGAGCUGUAGAGAGCAGAAGACUUCCUUAACGUCUGAUGUUAAGGAAUCAAGAAUCAGAGGCUGGUAACACUGCAUUGAUGUAGAAAUUCACACAUCAGGAGAUCCAUCCAGUUACCGACUAAAAGUUUGUUCAUAUACUGUGCGGUACAUGUAAACGGGACCCAAUUUCUGCAUUAAAAAUGUCCACUUUGUUAAUAUUAUGUAACCCAGCAAUUCUGUUUUACUAAAUUUUGGGUUUUCAUUUGCUAUAAGGCAUAAUGAUCAAAAUGAACAGACGUAAAUGCCUACAAUGUAUCGAUUAGGAUUUAAUGAAUCGCUCUAAUGCUCUUGUGUGGAAAUGUGCCUCCACAGAUGUCAUCUAGUGUGGAAAUAACUUGGAAUUGUUUUAACAAAUGUAAAUCCUCAACCUUGCUACAACAUUACUAUUAUUGUCAACGGAGAUCAAGCAGCAACAGCUCGUCAACAGCUAAUCGUUGGCGACAUCCUUUUGCGCUCUGAGGUAUUCUAAGGCCUAGUUCAAACACAACACUGUUUUCACAUUCUGAUGUGAUGGUGAUUGAUCACAGGUGCUUCAGCAGUGGUGUCAAACAGGGGCUCUUAAAUCAGCUACAGGUGCUACAAGAGAAGCUGACAGAUCCUUCCAAAAAAAAGAGGACAAACUCCAUGUCCGGUACUGUAGUUUUCUAGUUCUGGAGGGGAAAUAAGAGGAUGUUGGAAGUCCUGAUUGGAUUCAAACUCCCAUCGGAAAGGGGAGCUAAAACCAGUAAAACUGAUGUUGCCGCCAUAAUAAAAAGGAAUGUACUGCUGUUAAAAGAAAAACAGGGUGUCUCAGAAUCUCUUUUGUUUUGAUUGACUGUCACGAUUGGCUCCUUUUGGGAGAGCAGGGUUGUGAAUCCGGUGGUGGGAUUUGCAGACACUUUUGAAAACCUGCAGCAGUCAAAGCAGAUACGAGAGUGAUGCAUAUGAAUUUCCUCACUGAGGUGUAGUUAUGUUUUACAGUAUGGCAGUUUAAUUGUGGCGUAUUAGAUAAAGUCAAACUGUCCUCAAAAUAAUGAAAACCAGGCUACAGUUAAAAUCUAUACAAAUUUCACAUAGCCUGCAUUAGCAGCAAACAUAUAUGUAUACACUGUUUGUACGUGUGUGGUAUUUACACAGUGAGGUUCUUUUAAAAUUCUGUCUGAAGGGCAAGUCGCAUCAGAACUUGUUUUUUGAAUAGUAGUUUUGAGGUUUUGUUUGUCUUGGAUGGCAGGAUUCAUAUUCAGACUGAUCCCAUCCGUCUUUGCAGGAUUGCAGACAUUGGAGACCUUUGCCACUCAUCGCUGUGGCAACAGAAAUCUGAGUUUUGGUCAAAAAACGUCCAAGCUAAAAGCAUUUUAGAUUUAUAAUUCAGGCUAAAAAAAAAUUAUUUAAUACUGUGUAAAUAUCUCAAAAGAGCUUACCAUAAGAUAUAUAUAUAUAUAUAUAUAUAUAUAUAUAUAUAUAUAUAUAAAUUAAUAUAUUUUGUAGAGGAAAACAUGAUGCACAUCAGAACUGAGAGUGAGAACUGAGUAGUGUACGGUCUACUUCAGUGACACAGUGUAACAUGGUGUGAUAUCAGUGUCUUUACUGUAUGUGAGUGCUUAAAAAUGAAAUACUAGAAAUUAGCGUAGGCAUUUAAUAUCAAUCUAUUAUCCUAGAGAGAAGACCACACUUGCGUUGGAAGCUAGAUUAACGGGAUGGUCCUUGUUUUCAAGAAUGUAAAAGUCAAUAUCCUAUUAUUUUUGUACUCAUACGUUGCUUUGUACCGUAGCAAUGCAGAACUGUAUCUAAGCUCUUGAGUUGUUCAGAAGAGAAGAAAUUGGUGCACCGAACUGUACUGUAUAUCUUUUUGUCUACAAAGAGAUCCUCAUGUAAAAAAUAGACGGUAAAUUCGUUUUUAUAGUGCGUGUGAAUAGCAGAUAUAUCUAAUUAUUUAUGGGCAACAUCUUACCAUACAGAUAAUUGAUUUUCCAUAAAAAACUUAGUUUGUUUUGCUUUUUUUUAUUUAUUUUUUUUAAAAAUAUAAAUAUAGAUAUUUCUUGGCAUGAAUUGUGAUUUAUUUUCCAUUCUAUUGGUGCUCUCCGCCUGUAGAAGCACUGAGAUCCAAAUGCAUUUUGGGGACAGCACCACAUUUAACAAGAGUUUCCGAUGUAAUGUUUGUGUUUGCAGUGAAAGACGCAGCGUUUCUCGACACCGACUUGAAUUGAUCCAAUAACUGUCGGUUCAGUUCCAGCCAGGAGCAUGUGCAAGUUAGCCAACGUUUAUCCGCGCCCUUUUCUCGAAAGUGGAGGAGGAGCACCGCAGCAGCCGCUAAAUGCUACGCCACGCUCUCACUUCAGUGCUGUAAAUUGCCAAAAAAAGAAAAAAAAAAGAGACAACCAUAAACUUCAUUAUAACAA